AUGAGCUUUUCCAAACGUUACCAUGAAUCUUUUGUUUGCUCUACAAGCGCACCAUGUACCAACUGUGACAGUAACAACGUGACCUGUGUUGACGGUGUGUGUCCACCUCGCUGUGUCAAUGUGUCGUCAUCUGGAGAGUGUCUCCAGUGUCGGGACUCCAGGUUCUAUGGUGAACAGUGUGAACAUGACUGUCCAGACACCUGUCUCAACUCUCGCUGUCAGAUGAACAACACCCGUGCUGUGUGUACAGAGGGAUGUGUGGCCGGGAGGAAGGGAGAUAACUGUGGCGUGAACUGUCCUAAAGCCUGUACACAGUGUGAACGUUAUGGUGAUGGUUGUACAGGACCGUGUCAGAAUGCCCUGUAUUACGGUCCAAACUGUAGAACACCUUGUUCCUCCAACUGUACAGAUGGAUGUAAUAGGAUCACGGGGGAGUGUGACAGCUGUAAGCCAGGUUACAAGUGUGAUGUUACCUGUCCCCCUAACUGUAGAGAUGGAUGUGAUAAAGACACGGGGGAGUGUGUCAGCUGCGUGUCGGGUUACAGAGGGAAGAACUGUAAUGACACCUGUCCCCCAAACUGUAGCGAUGGAUGUGAUAAGGAGAUCGGAAAAUGUGAUGGUUGUAAUCCAGGGAACAGUGGGAAGUACUGUAAUAUCUCCUGUCCUACCACCUGUAGGGAAGGAUGUAAUCAAGACGGCGGUUGCAACGAGACAGGAAACAACGUAGUUAUUGCUGUUGUGAUAAUAGCAGGGAUCCUGGGCCUUGUGGUUCUGAGUGUGACCAUUCCGCUUGUGUGUAAUCAAGUACAGAAGAGAUCCACGGCAAGGGUUGUUGCUCCAGACAUAGAACAGGACAUAUCCGAACAUUCCUAUGACAACAUUGAUAACACAUUCUUUGAUAUGGAAGACAAAGUAGCUGAUGCUGUACCUGUUGACGAUCCCAACAACACACGUUCCCUACGCAGCUCGCAUCCCAUAGGAGCAUCCGCUGAAGAGCCGCAGAGAGCCAACCACAAGGAAUUCAUCACUGCACCUGUGAUGAAAGGAGGUGCAGAGCGCCUCUCCAAUGAAACUAUAGUUGUCUUCCUGCCAAAGCCAAGUGUUCAUGUGCACUAUAUCAAUACAACGCCCAGACCAGAAGACAUUUUGCACGAUUACAAUUACAACUCGUGGGUGACCAUGGCGACCCUAGCUGUGACGAUCACACUGGUCAUCUUGAUAUCAGUGCCAACACUUGCACCUUCCAGUGGUCUCUGUACCGACUGUGAGGACAAUAAAAGAAUAUGUGUUGGAGGAGUGUGUGCGCUACGGUGCGUCAAUCUGACGUCAUCUGGACAGUGUCUCCAGUGUCGGGACUCCAGGUUCUAUGGUAGACAGUGUGAACAUGACUGUCCAGACACCUGUCUCAACUCUCGCUGUCAGCUUGACAACAGCCUGGUUAUGUGUACAGAGGGAUGUGUGGUCGGGAAGAAGGGAGACAACUGUGGGGCGGACUGUGAUGCAGCAUGCACACAGUGUGAACGUUAUGGUGAUGGUUGUACAGGACCGUGUCAGAAUCCACGGUAUUACGGUCCACUCUGUAGAACACCUUGUCCCCCAAGCUGUAGCGAUGGAUGUGAUAAAGAUAGGGGGAAAUGUGGUACCUGUAUAACAGGUUACCUGGGAACGUACUGUAAUGUUACCUGCUCUUCCCAAUCUUGUAUAACAUGCGACAAAGAUACAGAAAAGUGUACACAAUGUGAUGAGAGCCACAUUGAGUGUAACGAUGGAGUAUGUCAGGGAGAAGCCUGCCACUCAGAUGCCACCACAGCCUUACCAGAGAAACCCGAUGGUUUGACCACUGUCCACAUCUUAAUGAUUGUUUGCUCCGUCCUGUCAACACUUCUGUUGGUCGGGGCUCUGCAGGCUGUUAAGAAGAAAUGUAAAAAACGAAGAAGGUCCCACCAGGAUGCUAUUACAGACUCUUCUACCCAAGCUGAAGGCAGUGGAUCAAGUACGUAUUUGGCGCAUAAAUACUGGGAGAUCAACGACCAGGACGUGGGCCCUGGUAUGGAACAGGCUUUGUUGACCAACAGACGCAAACAGAGCGUGGCAUUCGUCAAAGAAUCUGUAUAUGAACAGACGAGCAAAGAGAACAGGGUGAAGGAAGAGAUCGAUGUUGUGCCGGAUGUUAAACCCAAAGUUGAUGAUACUGUAAUCGCGAAGGUUGAUGUUGCUCCGGUAGAUGCGGUAGACUGUAACAAAUCAGAAUGGCAUCCCGAGCAUAUCUAUGAACCUGUGUCAGGCUCCAAGUUGGAAGGUGCUGAAGGACAAUCACACACAGUCACACACGAGGAUAGGCAGAUGAGCAGUGAGUCUCUGCAGUUGUUGGAAUUAAUCGCUGCAUCUGCUAAUGCAGAUGUGAGAUAUCUAACAACACGGAGCUCUGAGGACUCACAUGAUGACAUUAGUGAUGAGUGCACACCUUGUAGCAACUGUGACGGUAACAACGUGGCCUGUGUUGACAGUGUGUGUCUACCUCGCUGUGUCAAUGUGACGUCAUCUGGAGAGUGUCUCCAGUGUCUAGACUCCAGGUUCUAUGGUAAACAGUGUGAACAUGACUGUCCAGACACCUGUCUCAACUCUCGCUGUCAGAUGGACAACAGCCGUGUUGUGUGUACAGAGGGAUGUGUUGCCGGCAAGAAGGGAGAUAACUGCGGUGUGAACUGUCCUACAGCCUGUACACAGUGUGAACGUUAUGGUGAUGGUUGUACAGCACCGUGUCAGAAUCCUCGGUAUUACGGUCAACACUGUAGAACACCUUGUUCCUCCAGCUGUACAGAUGGAUGUAAUAGGAUCACGGGGGAGUGUGACAUCUGUGAGCCAGGUUACAUGGGGGACAAGUGUAAUGUUUCCUGUCCUCCAACCUGUAGAGAUGGAUGUGAUAAAGACACGGGGGAGUGUGGCAGCUGUGAGCCAGGUUACAUGGGGGACAAGUGUAAUGUUUCCUGUCCUCCAACCUGUAGAGAUGGAUGUGAUAAAGACACGGGGGAGUGUGACAGCUGUGAGCCAGGUUACACAGGGGACAAGUGUAAUGUUACCUGUCCCCCCAACUGUAGAGAUGGAUGUGAUAAAGACACGGGGGAGUGUGGCAGCUGUGAGCCAGGUUACUCAGGGGACAGGUGUGAUGUUACCUGUUCCCCCAACUGUACAGAUGGAUGUGAUAAAGACUCGGGGGAGUGUGACAGCUGCGUGUCGGGUUACAGAGGGAAGAACUGUAAUGGUGCCUGUCCCUUCAGCUGUAGAGGUGGAUGUGAUAAGGAGACCGGAAAGUGUGAGGGUUGUAAUCCCGGAAACAGUGGGGAGUAUUGUAAUAUCUCCUGUCCUAUCACCUGUAGGGAAAGAUGUCAUCAAGACGGUGGGUGCAUCGUGACCGGAGGACAAAUUUCCCCUUUCCAAAUAACCACUGGAAUCCUGGCGAUGAUUGUCAUUUUGGUGAUGGGGAUAUUGAUCCUGCAACGAUUAUCAAAACGUGUGGAAAGACGUGCCUCCUCAACGUCGCCUCCUCCGGAAGGUCGGACACAGCCGGGCCCAGCUGGUGAUUCAGGGGAUCUCCACGACAAUAAUGGAGGGACACAGCCAGGGCCUACAAGCAGCUCGGGGGAUCUCCUCGACAGGGAUGAUUGGACAACAAAAUACUGGGUGCUGGAUCUGAUGUUUGAUUAUUCUGCAACUGGCAUGAUGGAGGAUCUUGUGGACGGUUACAACGUGAUCUGUGUUGACGGUGUGUGUCUACCUCGCUGUGUCAAUGUGACGUCAUCUGGAAAGUGUCUCCAGUGUCGGGACUCCAGGUUCUAUGGUAAACAGUGUGAACAUGACUGUCCAGACACCUGUCUCAACUCUCGCUGUCAGAUGAACAACAGCCUGGUUGUGUGUGCAGAGGGAUGUGUGGCCGGCAAGAAGGGAGAUAACUGUGGUGUGAACUGUCCUACAGCCUGUACACAGUGUGAACGUUAUGGUGAUGGUUGUACAGGGCCAUGUCAGAAACCCCGGUAUUACGGUCCACACUGUAGAACACCUUGUUCCUCCAGCUGUGCAGAUGGAUGUAAUAGGAUCACGGGGGAGUGUGUCAGCUGUGAGCCAGGUUACACAGGGGACAAGUGCGAUGUUACCUGCCCCCCCAACUGUGGAGAUGGAUGUGAUAAAGACACGGGGGAGUGUGACAGCUGUGAGCCAGGUUACAUGGGGGACAAGUGCGAUGUUACCUGUCCCCCCAACUGUGGAGAUGGAUGUGAUAAAGACACGGGGGAGUGUGGCAGCUGUGAGCCAGGUUACACAGGGGACAAGUGCGAUGUUACCUGUCCCCCCAACUGUGGAGAUGGAUGUGAUAAAGACACGGGGGAGUGUAUAAAGUUAGGUGAGCAUUGUUAUCAUCAUUAA
Haliotis rufescens (red abalone) is the source of this 4419-nucleotide messenger RNA. RefSeq lists its product as uncharacterized. Lineage: Eukaryota; Metazoa; Mollusca; Gastropoda; Lepetellida; Haliotidae. The record is from RefSeq and is a predicted model, not a curated record. Bases 1 to 4419 code for a protein of 1472 amino acids. Gene Ontology annotation, molecular function: scavenger receptor activity. The transcript has 14 exons.